CCAGUCUUCUAUUUACUCAUUUCCCAAAGACCUAGAAGGCUAAAAGCUCUCUCUCUCUCUCUCUCUCUCUGGAGCAAUCGUAAGAUGGACGAGUACUUGCAGUACAUGAAGACUUUGCGCUCUCAGAUGAACGAUGUGGAGGAUCAAGCGGCGAAGAUUUCUGUCGAAGAGCAAAUGCAGUUAACCACUAUUCAAACCAUGGAAAACGAUCUCAAUUCUGCAAAAUCUGAAACAAAGCAACUUAAAGAAGAUACUGAGCUAAUGAUGAAGGCGAAGGGUCAAAUAUGCUCAAAGAUUUUGGAAAAACAGAGAAAGUUUGCCUCUCUGGAGUCUGAUUCAUCCUCGCUUACGCAGACAUUUGAGCUCAUUCAACAACAAAGAGCCAACUUAUCUACCAAAUUAAUGGAGAAGAGCACUUACUACACCAAGGUUGCAGAGGAUAUGAAUGCCAAAUUACAGCAACAACAGGAUUGGGUCGAGUCUAAAAAACCUAGCAGAGAACUGGAAGAGCAUGAUUUGCUGUCAGCUGGCCUCUAUGAGCCCAAUUGGACUCAGCAGAAGGCAAUAACGAGCUGA
Messenger RNA from Corylus avellana, 576 nucleotides. The record is from RefSeq and is a predicted model, not a curated record. NCBI's taxonomy places the organism in Eukaryota, Viridiplantae, Streptophyta, Magnoliopsida, Fagales, Betulaceae.